UACCAAGGUCUGCACUCGGAAGAGAGACCCCAGUCUUCGAAUAUAACGGAUUUCGAUCAACUACUUUGAAAUAUCGUUAAUCAAACGCGUAAGAUUCGAUCGAACGUAAAUAAUAUUCUUUAUUAUUUUAAAUAAACUCGUAUCGUACGAGUAAUAAUAAAAAGUAGAAUAUGAUAAAGCGUGUAAGUGAAAGUUUAGUGUUCGAAUAAAAGAGAAGAAGAGCAAAGAAGGAAUAGUGGAAGAAACGAAAGAAGAAUUUUUUUUACGCGUUAUUUAACGAGAGAAAGUAAUCGAUCGAGGAAAAAAGGAAUAGGAAAGAAAUAAGAUAAUGGAAAAAUUUCGACAAUGGGGUCUCAUUUGCGCGAUCAUUGCAGCAUGCACUUGCGGAGUGCGUACGGAAUGUGAAUCUCGAGGGCACAUUUCCUUAUUGACGAGCAUUCACGAUGACGCACCCUGUAAAAAGAUAUCUACGAAAGGUGUUUUGCUUUACGAGGCAGCCAAAUUAUUGACGGAAAUUCAUAACAAUAAAUCCAAUACCAUGGACAUAGAAAUAGAUGUUUUCGAUACGUGCGAUAGCAUCACUGGUGCAUUGAAAGCAGCUAUGAAAGCUUUAGUUUCAGCGGAUGUUAAUUGUUUGCAAGCGCCUCAUUAUUUGGGUAUAAUCGGUCCCGAUACUACAAUCAAUGCCGAAGCUGUUCACAAAGUAACAUCUAUAUUAAAGAUACCACACAUUGUUAGAAAAGCAUCUAACGCUCCAUAUCUUCAUCAACUCGUCUACGAAUCUGAUUCCUAUUUGGUCGAGGGAGUUUUGAAAGUCGUUCAAUUGUUGAAAUGGAAAUCGUUCACAUUAGUUGCUAACGUUGAAGAAGAAUUAGACGACGAUGUUCAAAAUAUCGCUAAGAAAUUAACUAUGCGAGCGAUUGAGAAGAACUUGUGCGUUCUCGUUCACGACGACGACGACGACGACGACGACGACGACGACAAAAAUGAAGGCUACACGUCCCACGUUGUACAUAUUGGACGACCCGACAAACGAUUUUUUAAUAAACUCGUAAAUGCAACUAUUCUUGUUGUUAGCGAAGGAAAUCUCGAUGAACAUUUGAAUGCCAUUGAUACGUCUAACACCAUAUUGCUUUUGGAAGAUUCGAGAGAAGUAUUACCUGGACUCGAAGGAAGAGUCGAUAAAUCAAAGUGGUGGCCUGGAGGAGAUGGUAUCGAUAAAUAUGACGCCGAAGCGUUAAGAGAAGUAAGAUGGCUCGAAAAUGCGAUUGAAAUUUAUAUUAAGGCAAUCGAUUUGGUUUGCAAAAAGAAAAAAUGCAAGAACCCAAUGAACUCCGUAGAUUGGAACAACAUUCUGUCGAACGUGUUGAUAUCUUAUAAUAUUGAAUCGCAGAAUGCUCCGCAGUCUCUUGAUCUCUUGAUAAAAAUGAAAGGUUCCAAAUUAGAGAAUCUUGGCAACGUGAUCGUGAAAAAGAAUUCGGCGAAAAUUCAAUGGGAAGAUGAUGAUGACGACGACGACGACGACGACGACGACGACGACGGAAAGAAUGACGAUAUACCCGAUGCAUUUGAGAAAAUCGUAUCGGAGGAAAAAGGUACUCGUUCUGGAUGUGCGACAAAGGAAAUGAAAAUGUUACACGAGAGUGAACACGACACGACUCACAUUCUUGUAUCUGAAAUGGACGAUAGCGAAUGGUGGACCAUGGUCGGUACGGUCAGCGGCGUGGGCGUUGCCAUGUUCUUCGUUGGUAUUCUAGCGGUUUAUGUCGUAUACACGAAUAUACGUGGUCCAGUACAAAAAAAUAGCAAAUCUCGGAUCGACAGAGACACGAGUUUGAGAAGAGUAGGUAGCGACAGAGAAUUACCUACGACCGUUCGUACCACGAGACAAGCUCGUGGGGCACAGAGGAGGGACAGUAACAGAAGCAUCAGAAGUAAUAUGUCCGACAAAAGUGUUUGAAACGUGAAAACGCGUUUUUUCUUUUUUUUUUUCCAACGAAAAUAAUCGAUGUUAUUUAAACUACGAUCUUUAAAUUAAGAUCGGAAUGCAAUUUUAAAUUUCUUUGUAAAAGUUGAAAAUUAAAAUGAUAUUUACAAUAGUCGGUGGGAAAUAAAAAUAUAUUACAUCGU
Molecule: messenger RNA, 2130 nt
Organism: Vespa velutina
Lineage: Eukaryota; Metazoa; Arthropoda; Insecta; Hymenoptera; Vespidae
Exons: 8
Coding region: 329-1960 (543 amino acids)
Source: RefSeq, a predicted model, not a curated record